Molecule: messenger RNA, 441 nt
Organism: Amoebophrya sp. A120
Lineage: Eukaryota; Dinophyceae; Syndiniales; Amoebophryaceae
Source: the annotation of a GenBank genome assembly
AUGAGCGCCACCUCCGGUCGGCAAGAUGGCGGCCCGAUGGCACAAGCGUCUUCUGGUCUGAGUGCGACAGCUGUCACCCCCGAUCUUCAAGCUGCCAUCCAAUCGCUCUCCGCCGACGGCUCUGCCUGGGUUACGAUAACACUAGCGCAGAACAAGACUCCAGAACUUGUCGGUUCCUCCGCAACCGCCGGCAGCAGUCCAACGAAGGAGUCACUACUCGACGCUGUUGCUGAUGACAAAAUAACGUUUGGGUGUUUCCGAGCGAGUAGCGGGAAACUGUAUGGUUUUGUAUGUGUGGGGGACAGCGCUCCCGGUAUGGCCAAAGCGAAGCAGAUGAUGCACAAGAACGCGGUCAUGAACCUCUUUGAGGGGAAGCACGGAGAAAUACAUGUGGAAGGCGUUUCGGAGUUUAAACAGGAAGUGGACAAAGUUUGGCCAUGA